UCGACGCAAGUUUCACUUUCGUGUCGGUUCUUCGCUGCUCAAGUAGAUUGCCAGCGGGUCUACACAGCACGUAGCACACGCAGAAGUGAGCGAGUAGUGAAUGUGAACUGGUGUACGAAAAAUGAAUACAGAAAAUCCCGUUCUAGACGACGAUCAGCGCUUCGCUUUUAUGAAAUUUAAAAGGGACAUCAGCGAUGUACUUCAGCCACACCAUGACGAGCAGUUUCUACUCAGAUGGUUACGAGCUAGAUCCUGGGAUAGUGAAGCGGCUGCAAAAAUGCUUAAACAAAGUAUGAAAUGGAGACAGCAAUGGGAAGUCGACACGACGCUCAAAACAUGGAUCCCACCUGAACCAAUCCAGGUGUACCAUCCGAGUGGAACUUGCGGUGAAGAUAAAAAUAGUUCACCCAUUAUUGUGAUACCGUUUGCUGGCUUCGACAUUGCUGGAUUGCUUCACGCUGUCAGCAAACAAGACCUAAUACGCGUCACCAUACAAAUAAUAGAAAAGAAUCUAAAAAGAGCCAAGGAGACUGGAGCGAAUAACUUAAUCGUUAUUUUCGACAUGGAGGAUUUUAAUAUAAGACAAUAUGCUUGGAGACCAGCUGGGGAAUUAGUCAUAGCCUUAAUACAAAUGUACGAAGCAAACUAUCCUGAAAUACUAAGAGCCUGCUAUAUAAUAAAUGCCCCCAGUGUAUUUGCGAUAGCUUUCAACAUAGUAAAGAGAUUUAUGGAUGAAUACACUCUGAGCAAAAUACAGAUUUUCAAAAAGGACCCAAAAAAAUGGAAGGCUGCGUUACUGGAGAAUAUUUCUGAAGAUAAUUUGCCAGUAUAUUUGGGUGGAACCUUAACAGAUCCUGAUGGGAAUCCCAGAUAUACCACUAAAAUUAAGCAAGGAGGUAAAGUUCCUAAAGAAAUGUACAGCAAAGAGCUUCAAGAUUCUAAUACUUACAAAGAUUUUACCACGACGGUUGUACGAAAAGGCGAUAAGCAUUCUUUAGAUUUUAUGGUCACUGAGGACAACUGUUUUCUAAGGUGGCAAUUCAAGACGGAAGGGCACGACAUUCGUUUCGGUAUCACCCUUAAGGACCUCGAAGGCAACACUAGCUCCGUAGUGCGGCAUUCGCGAGUUUCCUCCCAUCAGAUCGACGAAGUUGGUGUUUUGGCGUGCCAGUCACCGGCCACCUAUACUGUUACUUUUGACAACAGCUACAGCCUUUUAAGAAGCAAGAAAAUCCAACACUGUAUUUUUAUUACCCCUCCUGUCCGAAAAGUAGACAUAUCUCCUACAGAAAAUGAAGAAAUUGCUCUAUGCAAGGAAAUAGAAAAACUAGAUGUAUAGUUAGAAAUUCUUAAGCAAUAGUUAAUAUGAAAUUAUAAAUAAUCUUAGAUGUAUAGGUCUGUAUGUGUUGUAUAUGUUGAAACUAUGAGACUAGUAUUUCUACUUUAUUUUUUAUAAAGAAUGAUUUUAUCUAUGA
Messenger RNA from Sitophilus oryzae (rice weevil), 1475 nucleotides. Its product is annotated as SEC14-like protein 2. NCBI's taxonomy places the organism in Eukaryota, Metazoa, Arthropoda, Insecta, Coleoptera, Curculionidae. Gene Ontology annotation, cellular component: cytoplasm. The record is from RefSeq and is a predicted model, not a curated record. The transcript is spliced from 10 exons. The coding region runs from base 122 to 1339 and encodes 405 amino acids.